UGCUGCAUUCUCCUUAAUGAGCCCGAUGGCGUCUCCUGAGAGGAUGGAAGCUCCUUGAGGGCAGGGGCUGCUGGGAAAUCCCCUGAAGCUAGCCCAAAGCCUGCCAGGCAACCCUACCCAACAGGCUGCCACAUGCCUCCCCCCCCCCUCCAUCUGGCCUGCCUGACCCCAGGGUCCCCUGACACCAAGUAAGGCCAGCCUGUGAGUGUGGGCUAUGGACAGUUUGUGUCGCGUGGUCCUGGCCGUGCUAAGCCUGUGGCCCAGUCGAGCUGGGGCCUCUGCGCCCCCACUGCCGCCCGGGACUCCCCGAGGCGCCCCUGUCCCAGGCGCAGGCGAGUCCCGAGCUGAGCUGGACAGCGCCGUGCUCCUGUCCCGGGGGCUGCUGCGAGACACCCGGCAGCUCGCUGCGCAGCUGAAAGCCAAGUUCCCCGCAGAGGGAGAUCACAGUUUGGAGACUCUGCCCACCCCUGGGAUGAGCUUGGGGGCAAUGGGUGCCCUGCAGCUCCCCAGUGUGCUGACCCGUCUGCGGACGGAUCUCCUCUGCUACCUUUGGCACGUCCACUGGCUGCGCCGAGCCGGGGGCCCCGCGCUGCGGAGCCUGGACCCGGAGCUGGGGGCUUUACAAGUGAGGCUGGACCGGCUGCUCAAGAGACUGCAGAUGCUGAUGGCUCGGCUCUCCCUGCCCAAGCCUCCGCCCGAAGCCCCAGCCCCGCCCCUGGCCCCCCCUGGGUCCACCUGGGGGGGGAUCCAGGCUGCCCACGCCGUGCUGGGCGGGCUGCACCUCACCCUGGACUGGGCCGUGAGGGGCCUGCUGCUGCUGAAGGCUCGACUGUGACCUCGCCAAAGGGAAGAGGAGAAGACUGGGCCUCGGCCUGCCUCCCUUCAUGCCCUGUUUAAUUUAUUUAUUUAUUGGGGGCCGCGCUCUGGGCCCCCCAGAGUUGUCCCCGCCUCCUCCUCCCUGUGUGCCCCUUCCCCGCCUCCGCCUCCCGUGUACAGGACCUUGGACAGCAAUGCCUUAUAUUUAUAGCUAUUUAUUGGGGGGAGGGGCUGCUGGGGGACCCUGGGGGAGCCUCGGACUUCCGGCCCCUCUCUGGUCUGGGUUCCCUUCCCACCUCUAAGUUAUUUAAGUUAUCCCUUUCCUUAGGGCGGCGCCUGGCCUCUGUCAGCCAGCUGGCCCAGCUUCGAACCCUAUUUAUUGUAGUUCUUUUUCCUUGUGUUUUGUACAAAAGAAAUGUAAGAGACAAAGUUGGAUCAAUAAAAAUUGGCAUCUUC
Messenger RNA from Monodelphis domestica (gray short-tailed opossum), 1272 nucleotides. It is a transcript of the gene IL11, whose product is annotated as interleukin 11. Lineage: Eukaryota; Metazoa; Chordata; Mammalia; Didelphimorphia; Didelphidae. Gene Ontology annotation, cellular component: cytoplasm. The record is from RefSeq and is a predicted model, not a curated record. Gene Ontology annotation, biological process: positive regulation of MAPK cascade; positive regulation of cell population proliferation. Gene Ontology annotation, molecular function: growth factor activity; cytokine activity.